AUGUCAGAUUCUCUCCCCUCCGCAUCCCAUGACCCCGACUCUAUCGAGCGACAUCCCCCCGCCCACGCCGAAGACCGAAAAGCCGCCGCGGCGCUUUCCUCCCUGCACACCAAUGACAUCGGCGCGGAACCAGGCAAUAAGUCUUCGUCCGCUGAUCAGGAGGCACUGGGGAAAGCGAUGAGCAGGUUGGAGAUUGCGGCGGGUACGGAUGCGGCGGCCAAGACGGUAGACGCCAAGAAGACAGAAGUAGUGACGAAGAAGGCUGUGAAGGUUUCGGCGGAGGAUGUGAAUUUAUUAGUACAGGAGUUGGACUUGAGUAAGAUCAAGGCGACGGAGUUGCUGAAGGCGCACGAUGGUGAUGCGAGGAAAGCAAUCAGGGCCUUCAUUAGCCCUGUUGGAGCGUGA
Messenger RNA from Aspergillus thermomutatus, 405 nucleotides. RefSeq names its product huntingtin-interacting protein K. NCBI's taxonomy places the organism in Eukaryota, Fungi, Ascomycota, Eurotiomycetes, Eurotiales, Aspergillaceae. Gene Ontology annotation, biological process: protein stabilization; negative regulation of apoptotic process. The transcript has 2 exons. The record is from RefSeq and is a predicted model, not a curated record. The coding region runs from base 1 to 405 and encodes 134 amino acids.